CGUCAUCAUCAUCAUCAUCAUCAUCUUCAUAAUUCAUUUCAUCAUCAGUUCUAUGAAUUAAAUCAUUAUUAGAAUCUUCAUUGCCAGAAUCAACUCCAGAAUCGUGUUCAGACAUGUUUUCUAUAUAUUUCGAUUGAAUGAUUGAUUUGUUUGUCAAAUUGUAUUUCGUAAUUUGAAAAACAAUAUUGAAAUAAAACAACAAUUUCGAGCGCGUAUACAUGCAUUGUAUAAACCAAGCAUCUCACACAUGUGUUUAUUGUACGCAAUCGCAAUUUAUUGAGUCUGAAUGAUAAAAAUUCAAACCGUUGCAACUGUCAAUUUUACUCGAUUUGUUCAAACAAACAAAACGAUGGAGCAAAAAAUAAUCGAUGAAUUUGGUGAAAAAACUUCAUUAUCAGCAGCAUUUCUAAAAUGUUUUGAUCAUUCAUUGGUGAAAGAAGCAACCAAAUUGGCAUGGAAUCUAGCUAGAUUGGGUAUCGAUUUAGAUCAAUCUAAACCAUUUGAUCCAAAUGUCAGUGAAGACAUUCUGAAACAACUGGAUAAACUAUAUUGUACAUUGGGACAAACAACCUAUAGUGAUGAAAUUGAAAAAUUGGAAAAACAAUCCAACGAUUGUGAUAAAAUGAUUGAAAAAUUAAUGAAAUUAAAAUCAAAAAUGGAACAUUUCGAUGAUGAAAAAAUAGCACAAGAAAAACGUGAAAAUAUUGAAAAAUUGAAUGAAGAAUUACAAAAAUUGGAUGGAUCAGAAAAACUAUCAAUGAUUGGUAAUGAAAAAAUCAAUGAAAUUGAAUUGGAUUUUCUUUUGGAUGAAAUUGCUAAAAAUAAACAAUAUCGAUCACAAUUACAAUCAUUAAUGGAUGAAUUGGAUGGAUUUAUUGAUGUUGAUCAAAAUGAAAUAACCGAAAUAUGGCUUGAUGAACGAAUAAAACAAUUGGAACGAAAAUUUCGUAGCUUUCUACCAGAAACAUUAAAUGGUACAAUAUCAUCAUCAUAUGUAUUUGGUUCGAUUUGUUAAAAAAAAUUUUUAUCACCACCAUCAGAUGUCGCUAAUGGCUAUGAAAAUUAACAAAAAAUAAACAUUCGAAAAAUUUCAUUUCAAAUUGAUUUUCAUACACACACACACUCGUUAUA
Molecule: messenger RNA, 1131 nt
Organism: Dermatophagoides farinae (American house dust mite)
Lineage: Eukaryota; Metazoa; Arthropoda; Arachnida; Sarcoptiformes; Pyroglyphidae
Source: RefSeq, a predicted model, not a curated record